Drosophila rhopaloa is the source of this 1266-nucleotide messenger RNA. RefSeq names its product DNA damage-regulated autophagy modulator protein 1. The transcript has 4 exons. Lineage: Eukaryota; Metazoa; Arthropoda; Insecta; Diptera; Drosophilidae. Bases 142 to 882 code for a protein of 246 amino acids. The record is from RefSeq and is a predicted model, not a curated record.
GAGCUGGCAUCACUGCCAGAGACCCAAACAUUUAGUUCUCUUGUUCGGUUUACUGCGGCGCACUUAAAGAAGUUGAUUCUGAUUCGGCCUUUGCUGCAGUGCAUCGCCACACCAGCCCGCAUCCACCACAUCCCAAUCGCGAUGUCGCGGGUUUAUCUGCUGCCGGUGGCCACGUUCCUGGUCUUCCAGGUGACCUUUAUUGGCACGUACAUUUUCGCCGUGCUGGAGGGACAUGUGGUGCCCACGGUUCCCUACAUUAGCGAUGCAGCGACAUAUUCUCCGGAGAGCUGUGUGUUCGGGCAGCUAAUCAACAUAGGCAGUGUUCUGCUGGGAAUCACCAUAUACGUGCGCUACCGCCAUGUGCUGCAGCUCUACGAACACCACCCGGAUCUGGACGCCUCGGUACUCCGCCAGAACCGCCUGGCGCUGUGGUUCGGACUGGUGUCCUGCCUGGGCAUCAGCUUCGUGGGCAACUUCCAGGAGACGAACGUGCGGAUUGUGCAUUUCAUCGGGGCCUUCUGCUGCUUCGGAUGCGGCACCUUGUACUUCUGGAUGCAGGCGCUCAUCUCCUACCUGAUCUUCCCCAUGUCGGGCACCCGCAUUUACGCCCACCUGCGGCUGGGCAUGUCCGUGGUCUGCACCAUCCUGUUCAUCCUGCUGGCGGUGACCGGGGUGAUGUCGCACAUCCUGUUCAAGGGACAGAAUCCGCGGAAGUGGUAUCCCUCGGACGGCGGCUGGUACUUCCACGUGGUCAGCUCCAUUUCGGAGUGGAUCAUUGCAACCAUCUUCAGCUUCUUUAUCCUCUCCUUCACGCAGGAGUUCCGCGACGUGUCGCUGUCGCAUCCCCAGAUCGCCCUGAUGUCCUACACGGCCACCAUUUAGAGAUUAGCCUGCUAGUUUUAGAGUAGAGAUCUUGGGCUGGAUUAGCCGGCGAUCCCUUGUCCAGCUUCAACAUUCUGCAUGUAUACUCCUCGAGGAUGAUGCGUUUGUCCGGGAGUGGUGCACUGCGACCGCUCGACUGCCUUCCUUCUCUUUCUUUCUCCUGCUCUUUCUCUGUCGGAUUGCUGUGAUAUGUGCAAAGUGCUCCAAAAGGAUUGGGAGCGGGUCGGCCCGAAUGGCAGGCAGGUGCUUGAUUGAGGAGUUAAAUUUAUUGAUUACCCGAGUUCGUUCUUACAUUACACAUUAAAAUUACUAAAUCGAACUAAUCGGUUGAAAUGAUCUGUAAAUCUGUAAAAUACAAAGCAAUGAAAUGAAAAGAAAAGAAAA